AUGUAUCAAUUGUGCGAAGAAACUACCGCUUUGCGAGGGGAUGUGCCCGAAUUUGUGGGUUUUGGGGUAGUGAGGAUCGACUUGAACACUUGUGAACAAGAUAGAAAAAAUUAUCCCGGUAAUGUAAAUCCUCUCAACUGCAUGACAUUAGAUCUCAGCUGCAAGUUUUGGCGAUCAUCUGGUGACCAUCGAUGGGAAAUCGGGACACAGGGUCGGCCAGCUAAUCCCCUUACUGGAGUUCGAGGUCCACCCGAAACUGCUCAAAAAUUUCUGGUUGCCCCAUUUCUGGAUCGUAACGUCAGAAAAUACGUUCUUGUAUCUGACGUCAUCGCUACUCCAGCAGCAGAACCUGUUUUCUUUUGCUUCUACGAAUACUUUGCUACACAAGGACUAUCUCUAUCCGUUUGCACUGAAGACAUGAACUGUUUCUACAAGAAAGUCUCCGUCGAAUUGGGAGAAUCAAUAGCCGUAAUUUCUUCAUAA
Cylicostephanus goldi is the source of this 483-nucleotide messenger RNA. The record is from the annotation of a GenBank genome assembly. NCBI's taxonomy places the organism in Eukaryota, Metazoa, Nematoda, Chromadorea, Rhabditida, Strongylidae.